Messenger RNA from Elaeis guineensis (African oil palm), 890 nucleotides. RefSeq lists its product as uncharacterized. Lineage: Eukaryota; Viridiplantae; Streptophyta; Magnoliopsida; Arecales; Arecaceae. The record is from RefSeq and is a predicted model, not a curated record. Gene Ontology annotation, cellular component: cytoplasm.
CGAGAGCUCCCCAAACCCCAACGCCGCUUCUUUUUUUGAGGUAACCCCUUAGCCUCGUGAAAAGCGGCUACUAGAACGAAAACAACAACAAAGCUACUCUCCUCCUCGUCUAUUCUUAGCUACCAACCGAGAGAAAUCGAGGGAAACAGAUAGAGAUGGAUCACAUAGCGGCAGUAGAAGAACGAAUAGUAUCCGAUAGAUUGAGAAGGAAGCUCGAGGAAGUGAACGUCGCGGCGCAGAACCAGCUCUCUCCCAUCCAAGACCACGUCAACUUCAUCCUCCAGCAAGCAUACUUCAAAUGUGCAUAUGAAUGCUUCGAUAGGAGGAGGAGGCAGGAGGAUAUAAACAACUGCGUGGAGCAUUGUAGUGUUCCGGCUCUCAAUGCCAAUAAUCUUGUUGAAACUGAAAUGGCCAAAUUUCAGGAACGAAUGAACAGGUCUCUAAUGGUAUGCCAAGACAAGUUUGAAGCAGCAAAACUCCAGCAGAUUAAAACAAGUGCCAUGAAUGACUUGGAGUCUUGUGUUAAUCAGGCUAUUGACGAUAAUGUAAAAACCCUUCCUCACAUUGUUGACCGUAUCAAGGCCGCUCUCUCUAUUGGUUGAGAGUUUAACCCAAUUUGCUUGGGUAAUUCAGAACAUCAUCAUUCAAGACAAAGAUGUGAUUGAUUUUUUUUUGUUUUUUUUGAGACUUUGUAAUAUUGAGACAUCUUCAGUAGAAGUUUUCAGCAGCAGGCUGGAUGGGAGGUCAGGCUAUACUUCCAAAUCAAUUGUCUUGAGAAGAAGUAUCGACUCAUUAGACUCAUUGCUCAUCCCUGUACUUCUAAAAGCUAAUACUUAUCAGACGAAAUAAUUCCAGAUGAGCUUAUGCCAUAAAUUUUGUGGUGGCUUCUU